This is a messenger RNA of Penicillium oxalicum, 1455 nucleotides long. RefSeq lists its product as uncharacterized. NCBI's taxonomy places the organism in Eukaryota, Fungi, Ascomycota, Eurotiomycetes, Eurotiales, Aspergillaceae. The record is from RefSeq and is a predicted model, not a curated record. Bases 1 to 1455 code for a protein of 484 amino acids. The transcript is spliced from 2 exons.
AUGCCUCUCCAGGGAAAUGAGGAGCGUCUUUUAAAUGUCUUCGCCGACAUUCACUGCUUCUUCACUUCGCCGACUCCUAAGCCGUCGGACCAUCGAUUUGAAAAGGGGUCUUACCUCUACAUUUAUUACGAUGCUUCCACAAGGCAGGCGAGGAUUGAAGUGGCCAACAAUCCCAAUACUCCAGACCAGGAUGCAUUUUAUGGCUAUCUAAACAGCGCGCACAUCCAACACUCUAGUCAUUUUCCCACUCGUUGCUCCCUCACGGUUGAUGGAGUCGCUGGCUCUGUCCAGCAGCAAACGUCGCAGUAUGACUGGCGAUUGCCAGGCAUGGAGUCCCGCAAGGCACCCAACGACCUGCCUCGGAUACACACCGUCGAUUUGUACUUUUGGACAUUAGUCGACGCGAAUCAAUUUCUGGAUGUAAUUGAGCGUAUUUUACCUGCUUCUCAUUUGGCGACAGAUCGGCCGAACGCUGAAAUGGACCAGCCGAUCAGCCCUGUUGUGCAGCAGCUCGAAAGUAUUGCCGUGUCCGACCCGGCAUAUCAAAAUGGCCAGACACCCAAUUCUCGGUCAGAGCCUGCUACUCUUGUGCAGACGCCUCCACACAUCUCAAGCUUGCCACCUCCGCCUGUUGGCGGACCUUCUAGUGACCAAAUAAAUUCUACGGCAUCUCAACCGUCGCAGGGUGAACAACGAGACUCGGCGACCUUUGCACCACUGCCAUACAAUCCUGCAGCACCGGCGGCCCCAGAACCUAUUCAACACCGGGAAAAGACACCUCCACCAGAGGAUGGCUCCAACGGGACUGGUCUGACGGCUGCACUGGCAGCUGAUCAGGGCAUUCCAUAUACGUCUCCCCACCAGAUGGGCAUCAAUCAGGCUGGCACUUCAUUCGCGCCCCCACCAACGUCUACUCCAGGAUUACAAUAUCCUGGAAUGCUGGCCACUGCACCGGUGGGUUACGGGUCCCCACCUCCGAGUGUAGGCCUCACUCAUUCUUCCUCAUUUUCACCUCAGCCAUCUGGGCACAGUGCUGCGCCUUGCCCCCCCUACUCUCAGGUGUUCAGUCAAGGCCAGGUGUGGCCAGGUGGCGCAGCUCAGGGAGCUCCGACAUUUGCCCCUCCUCCGCAAGAUCCAAAUGCCCACCUGUAUACCCAUGAAGUAUACGGUACUCCUCAGUCGCCGCCCCAACAGUCUGGACAAGCAACCCCCAUGUCUAAUUAUUCAAAUUACUCAUACGGACAGCCAUCCGGCAAUGCUCCAGUUUCAUCGGAAUAUGAUAUUCAUACCCAGCUAUAUCGGCCUACAGAGGCCGAGGCCAGUGGGCAUGGCCAAAAGUAUGCGCAAAAGGCAAUGAAAGCACCAGGGCAGCGACCGAGGAGGCUUGAAGAUAAUGCAAUGAAGCUUGAGAAAGGUGUCAAUCGCUUCCUCAAGAAGUUGGAGAAGAAGAUUUGA